AUGAAGUCGUAUUGGAACAAGGUCUCCUCUGGUGGUAUGACUACCAUAGGGAACCGAGUAGAGGGCAGGUCCGGUCUAAGGACAACUCCUAAUUGGUUCUUGAAUUUCUCGAAUGCGACUCGCUGCAACGGCUUUGUCAUUCCAUCAGCCACCAUAUCUACAGUUGGCACGUAG
Messenger RNA from Pyrenophora tritici-repentis Pt-1C-BFP, 174 nucleotides. The record is from RefSeq and is a predicted model, not a curated record. NCBI's taxonomy places the organism in Eukaryota, Fungi, Ascomycota, Dothideomycetes, Pleosporales, Pleosporaceae.